AUGAUUGACCACUUUGUCGCGUUUACAAAGGGAGGAAUUGUCAAGUGGCAGUACUCCCCUCCCUCAGCAUCCAACGUCACACAUAUUGUCAAUGAUCUGAUAUCCGACGUGUUCAUCGAAGAGUCCUAUCCCGUCCAGGACUCCACCUACACCAAGGACAUUUACACGGCCCGAUGGGCAGUCGCCAACGAGCAGGGGCUCGUAUUUGUGUGCAUUUACAAGACUCUUCUUCAUCUGCCUUGGGUGGGUCAGCUGGUUACCCAAGCCCGACAACUGUUCCCCCAGUUGGACGAUAACGAGUACGAAGCAUGGUUCGCUACAAAACUGGCUUCCCUGGAGGCAGAGACGGUCAAGCCGGAGCCCGUGGCAAAGGCAAAGGUCCCUGUGAUCGAGAAGAUUGAGUCGUCUGUUACUGUUGUCGAUACAGACUCUGCAGCCAGCGGAGCAUCUACACCUAUUGGAGGAGGAAAGACCCGUCGGCGAGGAAAGAAGGGCAAGAAGGACGACUCUACAGCGGAAAAGAAAAAGAAGGGUGUCAUGCGAAAAUGGGGAGAGGAUGGCCAAGCCCUGGAUGUCGGUUCUGACGACGACGCGGAUCUUGACUUCUCCUCUGGACCCUCAGGAGCUACGGCUGUUGUGGAAGAUGUGGAUAUGACCAACUAUGGAGGAGCCAACAAGCAGGGCGAUUUUGUGCUCAAACAACUGGGUGACGACGAGCCUCCGAUCCCCUCCAAGUCGAGAUUCGGUUUCCUGAAGAACAUCAUGGGCGGUAAGACUAUCACACAGGAAGAUAUGGACAAGGUGACUGCCAAGGUCGAGGAGCAGCUCAUGAAGAAGAACGUGGCCAAGGAGGUUGCAGUCCACCUAUGUGACCAGGUGUCACGGUCACUAGUCGGCUGCACUACCAAUUCGUGGACCACCGUCGAGCAGACCGUGCAGCAGGCCAUGGCGGACGCUCUUCGAAAGAUUCUGACCCCUUCGGCCUCUCUAGACCUGCUCCACGAGGUCCAGCGGCACAAAAAGCUCGGUGGAGGACGUCCCUAUGUUAUUUCUGUGGUUGGAGUUAACGGUGUGGGCAAGUCCACCAACCUGUCCAAGAUUGGCUUCUGGCUCCUGCAAAACAAGAUGCGACUUCUGGUGGCUGCAUGUGACACGUUCCGAUCCGGAGCUGUCGAGCAGCUGGGUGUCCAUGUCAACCGACUCAGUGAGCUUGCUGGGCGUCAGGGAACUGGAGAGGUUGAGCUCUUCGCCCAGGGAUACGGUAAAGACCCUGCUCACACUGCUGAGAAGGCCGUUGAGUACGGCGAGAAGCAUGGCUUCGACGUGGUUCUCAUCGAUACCGCCGGUCGACGUCAUAGUGAUAAGCGUCUGAUGGGAGAUCUGGAGAAGUUUGCUAAGCGAGCUCGACCCAACAAAAUCAUCAUGGUGGGAGAGGCUCUGGUUGGAACUGACUCUGUGCAGCAGGCUCGAAACUUCAACGACGCCUUUGGCAAGGAUCGAAACUUGGACUUCUUCCUCAUUUCAAAAUGUGACACUGUGGGAGACAUGAUCGGUUCGAUUGUCAACAUGACCUACGCGACCAACAUUCCCGUGCUGUUUGUGGGUACUGGUCAGCAUUAUACUGAUCUACGAACCCUGUCAGUUGACUGGGCCGUGAGACUAUUGACUCAGUAA
Molecule: messenger RNA, 1674 nt
Organism: Yarrowia lipolytica CLIB122
Lineage: Eukaryota; Fungi; Ascomycota; Dipodascomycetes; Dipodascales
Biological process (GO): SRP-dependent cotranslational protein targeting to membrane; intracellular protein transport
Cellular component (GO): endoplasmic reticulum membrane; signal recognition particle receptor complex
Molecular function (GO): GTPase activity; GTP binding; ATP hydrolysis activity
Source: RefSeq, a predicted model, not a curated record